UUCCUUUUGUGAUCCAUCCCAACUACUCAGUGGCCUCAACAUUUCAUCAUUCCAUUACAUGAGGCCGCUUUGAUAUCCAGAAUUUUGUCGCUGGUAACUACAGUGGUGGACAAUUUAAAUAUAAUAGGCGCAGAUCAUACACUUAGACUUGUGAACGAGUGUCACUCAAAAGACGGAAGUAGCAACGAUCAAGAUGUCUAUGAUGAGAACGAUGAAACUAUGGGAAGAACUGGAGAGCCGACUACAACCAUGUCGCUUCAGACCCCUCGCACGUCGGAAUUCACCUUCCAGUCUGCGGUUCACAGCUCUCAUGUUCUCCAGUGUCUGAACGAGCAGCGGCAGCACGACGUCCUGUGCGACGUGACGGUGGUGGUGGAGGGCCAGAGCUUCAGAGCCCACCGCUCUGUCCUGGCAUCUUGCAGUGAAUACUUUCACAGCAGGAUCGCCAGCAUCGCCAAAAACAGCCCUGUCGUCGACUUGCCGGACGAGGUGACGGUGGAGGGUUUCGAACCGCUGCUCCAGUUUGCCUACACUUCAAAGCUGCUCUUCACCAAAGAAAACAUUCAGGCCAUUCACAGCGCCGCUGAAUUUUUAGGCUUCCACAACUUGGAGUCAGCAUGCUUUGAUUUCCUCAUUCCGAAAUUUUGCAACGGCAAAAGGAGCUCGAAGGAAGCAAAGGAGAGCGUCUGCUGUCAGGACCCCGGGGUGAGCUACGACUACGGCGCCGAGAUCGCGCCGCCAAAAUUAUUCAACAGCCCACUGCCCUCUGGGAGCUGUGAGCCGACGGGCUUCACGCCUUUGAGCGCACAGAGUCACGGGAAUGAAGGGGGGAACUUCUGCCUGGACAGCUGUGGCCCACCGAUGCCGCCACUCUCUCUGGACAUAGCAGCAAACGCCGUCUGCCCCAUGUUGGCGUUUCCGGAGAAAGAGGACGCUUCCGAUUUCUGUGAGCGAGAGAUCUUAGCCAUGGAGAACAUCUGCAGUGAGAGCUUGGCCGACUGCAGAAUGCAGUGUGAGAUGUCCUCCUCGGGGCAUCAGCCCGAGCUCACACACAUGGAAGUCAAAAACAACGCGGAGACAUUUGGCGGCAUGAGCAGCUGCGACCUCGCCUCGUGUCCGCUCGGCACGCCACCGCAGGAUUGCAGCAAGUUGUUAGAGAAGAGAGAGGAGGACCUUCAGCAGACAUUGACCGGUCUCGGGCACCAGGAGGCGUACGGGGUGAGGAGCAGGGUGGAGAGGGAGGUGGCGGAGCAUCUGGCGAAGGGAUUUUGGCCUGACCUGUGUCCGUCUCAGGCGCAGCCGCUGCCCCUCGACGAGCAAAACAACCUCAUGAAGACCACCGACUUCCACUGCUUCAAGCAGCUGGACCUCGGCUCCAACCCGGCAGACUGUCCCUUCCUGCGGGACCUGGAGCAAAGCGACGAGCCGGCGGAGUCGCAAACGGACAGCCCGUCUCAGUCAGAGCAGAGUCCCAGCAUGUUCUGCUCACUCAACUCUGGGGACGACACUGACGUGGACUCGGAUGGAGACACGGAAGCCAACAACAAAAUGGCUGCUGAGAUCAACCUCCCGUUUCCGGUCAAGCAGAUUCCAUCACUGAGUCGCAGUGCCUUCCAGCGGCUCCUGAAGCAGCACCAGCUCACGCAGGUGCAGCUGGAGUUCGUCCACGACAUCCGCCGACGGAGCAAAAACCGCAUUGCCGUGCAGCGCUGCAGGAAGAGGAAGCUGGACUGCAUACAGCAGCUGGAUUCUGAAAUCAAAACUCUGAAAGUGGAGAAAGAGCGUCUGAUGCACGAGCAAGCCGAGCUGCAGCAGAACCUGCAGGAGACCCGUCAGAGCCUGGGGAAGCUCUACGAGAGCGUGAGUCUGGAGUGCGACCCCAGUCAGGAUCACCUGCAGCUCCUGGCCAAGAUCUCCUCCACAGAUUUCCCCGAAACCCUGUCGGGUACAGACAAGGAUUCGGAAAUCAUCAUCGAGAUGGUAAGGUGCUCGGAACAAAUCGGGUCGCUGGCAGACUCGAGCUCGCAGACGAAGGAGGUGGCCGCUCCGCAGAGCUGCGCCGUGCCUCCCUCGCUGCUCUCUGCCUGUCUGGACAUAAACAACACCUUCUGACCCGCGUCAGCCGAAGGUUCUGGAACCAAUCCUUCCUUAAACUUAGUAGCAACUUGGCAUUAAGAAUACAAUUUGUUACAUUUUAGACUGAUCGAUAUUGUGUAACCACAAUCCUGUCACUUACUGUACGACUCUGCCAUCCUUUGUAAUAAGCACUAACGUUCACUAAUCUUCGCUGACUGGUUCAAGAUUGGCCUGUGCCUUACACAGUCAUGACGUAUGCACUUGUUCUCCUUAAGGCAUUUUAAUGUAUUAUCAAGCACUGUUGCACAUUAACCCGAGCCCACGUUGAUAUAUGCAUGGUAACCUUUUCUUUUUUACUAAAUGUUUCUAUUGAUUUACAGGUAAAAUAAAUGAUUUUUGUUUUUGUUUAA
Messenger RNA from Synchiropus splendidus (mandarinfish), 2486 nucleotides. RefSeq names its product transcription regulator protein BACH1-like. The transcript is spliced from 5 exons. Gene Ontology annotation, molecular function: protein binding; DNA-binding transcription factor activity, RNA polymerase II-specific; RNA polymerase II cis-regulatory region sequence-specific DNA binding. Gene Ontology annotation, biological process: regulation of transcription by RNA polymerase II. The coding region runs from base 220 to 2112 and encodes 630 amino acids. NCBI's taxonomy places the organism in Eukaryota, Metazoa, Chordata, Actinopteri, Syngnathiformes, Callionymidae. The record is from RefSeq and is a predicted model, not a curated record.